Molecule: messenger RNA, 1908 nt
Organism: Diaporthe amygdali
Lineage: Eukaryota; Fungi; Ascomycota; Sordariomycetes; Diaporthales; Diaporthaceae
Exons: 3
Coding region: 1-1908 (635 amino acids)
Cellular component (GO): mitochondrion
Source: RefSeq, a predicted model, not a curated record
AUGUCAGCGACCUUGACGCCCUUUCUGUUCCAGACACGGACGUUGGCCCGGUUCGCAAGAGCCGGGUCUGUAGCGCCGCCUCGUCUCGCCCGGUCACUGCGUAUCGGCACAGGUCGUCGACGCGGAACAUCCGACCACGACCCAAUCCCCUUCGAACUUCCCCCGGAACUCGAGAACCCGGACACGCUUCGACGCGCAGAGCCACUGGAUACGGGUACGAUCACGCCCGUCGAGCGUCAAGCCUUUGACAAGAUAUUCAAGGAAAUCAACGAGAAGGGGAAGAGCCUGCCCAUUGUCCCGCCAAAGCGAGAAGACACGCCGGACCUUGCACAAACGGAGCCGAGCUUUCUCAAGGCUCUCUACGAUGGCGGGCCGUUCAACAUCAGCGCGAUAAUACAGGAUGCCGCCGAGAGGCAGACCGAAGCCAAGGCCUCAACCAGCGGGUUCGACCCUCUGUCCCCGCUAGAGUCGACGUUCUCAGCUGCCGAUCGAGAGCGGGCACUGUUGAAAUUUCCACCAAGCCUCAGACGAGGGGCCAGGACAGCGUUUGGCAUGUUGGACUCCGCUAGGGAUGUUUCCGUCACCACGGAAGGUGGUGCUAAGGAAGAGUUGGGUCUCGGAAAUUCGCAGGUAGAUGCAGUAGAGGCUGUUGAGUCGUCCGAUAGGCUGUCCAAGACACUAGAGGUGGAAGCAUUACGCCGGGAGGCGAGACUCACAAUCAAGGCCACGAUGGAACAGGCCGAGAAUGACUUUGCACUCUGGGACGUGGUGGAAAAGGAGGUCUUCCCCUUGGUCAAGAGGCUUGGGAUCUCCAACACUCAGAGUCAGCCGGAGCCAUCGCCGAAAGGGAAGAAGGCGAAGCUUGUCAAAAAGAAGAAGGCGGUUGCAAAUGGAGAAGAGAGUCCUGCUUCUACAGAGGCGGCGGCGCAGGCGCCUGCCAAGGCUGAGCUCAGCAUGGAUAUCUACGGGCCGAUCUACCCCAUGCUCCUCCUCGACGCUCUGCACCUGCUCGACAAAAAGUUCUCCAGGCCCUCACCCCUGGUCUUCUCCCUCCUGCCACGAAUCAAACAGCUCGGCCUGGCGUCGUACGUGCUUGGCGUCAGUACACCGUUCUACAACAAGUUGAUCAGCGUUUUGUGGGAGCGAUUUGGUGAUGCGGGCGGUGCCCUGUCGCUCCUUGAGGAGAUGCGACAUGCCGGUCUGUCUUUUGAUGAGGAAACCAAGUCCGUUGUGCAUCAAAUCGAGCGGGUGCUCUUUUCCGCGGAGAGAGGGGACAACGGGCAGUUUCUCAAGAAACUAAUGGACAUGCCCGAAUACGAACCUAUCCUGGCCAUGAGGUUGUCACAUUGGGUGGGACAGAUUGAUAGGAGUAUUAACGAACGCAACAGCGCGUUCAGCACCAACGCCAUUCCAAAGUGUCGCUUCGAAAUAACGUACUGCGGCACGAUUCCAGCCGGCGUGAACAAAGAAAAGGCAGUAGCGGUCAUGCACGACCACGACGGCUACUUCCGCGCAGCGGAACACUACCGGGAGCACAAGGAGCUACCCGACGACAGCGGCUCCGACCACAAAGUGCCGUCGGCGAUUCAGGCCCGCAGCGCAGGGUCCUCACCCGAGGUCAAGAUCUACUCUGUGCGCAAUGAGGUGCCCAACCCCGUCUUCAGCUCCAAGGUGGACACGAAAUACGAGGUUGUGGAUCUGGCGGACGGGAUAUGGUACCGCGCUACAUCGGCGAUGGGGGUUGUCAAUGAAGGACUGUGGACCGUCGAGGAAGGGUCUGAUGGGCUGCAAUUGUCUGUGAGCAUCCAGGUUGAGUGCAAUGUCGCGCUGAAGGGACUUGUUAAGGGCCAGGUUCAGUCUGGUGCUGAACAGAUCCACAAGAACCUCCUUGCGAUCAUGCAAAAGUAG